Molecule: messenger RNA, 1696 nt
Organism: Conger conger (European conger)
Lineage: Eukaryota; Metazoa; Chordata; Actinopteri; Anguilliformes; Congridae
Product: RNA binding protein fox-1 homolog 3-like
Exons: 10
Coding region: 132-734 (200 amino acids)
Biological process (GO): nervous system development; regulation of alternative mRNA splicing, via spliceosome
Cellular component (GO): nucleus; cytoplasm
Molecular function (GO): mRNA binding
Source: RefSeq, a predicted model, not a curated record
AGAUGAGGUGACACACACAGAGGGGCCCCCAGCUGCACCUCCAGCAGACAGAGCCUCGGAGAAGCUGCAGCCCAAGAGGCUCCACGUGUCCAACAUCCCCCUUCCGCUUCCGCGACCCCGACCUGCAGCACAUGUUUGGGCAAUUUGGGAAGAUCUUGGAUGUGGAGAUCAUCUUUAAUGAGCGAGGGUCCAAGGGCUUUGGCUUCGUAACGUUUGAGACGCACGAGGAUGCAGAGCGGGCGCGGGAGAAGCUAAACGGUACAAUCGUAGAGGGACGCAAAAUAGAGGUCAACAACGCAACAGCAAGAAUAAUGACGAACAAGAAGAUGUGCACCCCUUAUGUAAACGACUGGAAGCUGAACCCAGUAGUGGGAGCUGUCUAUGGCCCUGAACUCUAUGCAGUCACGGGAUUCCCCUACCCACCCACCGGGGCGCUGUCCACCUACCGGGGAGGACCCGCGAGAGGCCGGGGGCGUGGCCUUUACAGCGCCUUCCGGACCGCGCCCCCUCCCCCGCCCCUCCCCGCCUACGGAGCAGUGCUGUACCAGGACGGCUUCUAUGGAGCAGAAAUUUAUGGUGGAUAUGCAUACAGAUAUGCCCAGCCUGCUACAGCAGCCACCUACAGCGACAGCUAUGGCAGACUCUAUGCAGCGACAGAGCCCUACCACCACGCCAUCAGCCCCUCCCCUACAUACAGUGUGGGCACCCUGAUAAAAGAAGGAGCGCUGUACUGACUAACAAUGGACGUCACACAAGAAGAAGAAGAAGAAGAAGAAGACUUUGGGAGGGGGGGAACAGAACGAAGGAGAAAGGGAUGAGACUGAAAACAGCAUCUUAAAAAAACGGAGGAGAGAAAUCCUCCCAUCCAGACCGACAGAGAGCAUGUGGCACGUCACCACGGCAACAGCACCGCCAGGCAUGCGGGGCGGAGCCAAGGGAUGGCCCUCCCCCCCCCGCUGGGUGGUCGAGAGCGCCCGUCAUCACGAAGCGUUUUUAUUUUUCUACAGCCGUAUGAUUUCACGCAGUCAAAGUAUAUACAGUAUAACUUAUUUUAUAAACGUAUUUUAGUACGGAGGCGUGAUGAAUCCGCGCGGGUGAUUUUUUUGCAUGGUUGCAGGAGUACUUGCUUACGGCUGCGUCACUGGUCGCCAAGGAUACGCUGAUGGGGUGUUUACCUCAACCGACCCUGAUUUGUGCCCCCCCCCCCCCCCACAAACCACUUUGUGGCCCCCGGACCGUGUUUCAGCACCGUCACUGCUAGUCCCGCCCCCUUUAGCACAAACGAUCGAUUGACAGGCAAGCAGACCAACCCACAUACCGAGGGCCCUCAUUUUUCCAUGUCAAUUUGCUUCAAAAUAUAUACCUCUGCCAUCUCGCCCAAAAUACUCAAUUAUUACCCCCCCCUCCAAUGUAAACAUAUAUACGUGCUGUGCUCUCUGCCAAACAAAAAAAACAUUUUCUUCUUUUUUUCUUAACCUGUUUAUGCAAUUCUUUCUAUUUAAAGAUUAAAUUAUACAAAUAAAUGUAUGCACACUGAAAGAUGUCAACUUGUUCUCUUAAUGAACUGCCUUUGUUUUUUUUCCGUUUCUCUAUGCUUUGAAUGCAUUCCAGUACUAUUUAUUACAGUGAACUAUGAUUGUUGUAAUUAUUAUAUUGUUAUUCAUAUUGAUAAUAAAGAUGUCUCUUUUUUCGGUGA